AUGGGUUUCUGGCGUCGGCACGGUUCGACACCUCAGGACCUGCUCCUCCUCAUUGAAACGGUUUUAUGUGAUACAGCAUAUCUGGGAGCGAAACGUCUAGAGUUUGGUGGUGGAGAAAAGAAGGAUUUUCACGGUCACCACGUGGUCAUUGUUGGAAUCGACGCAAAUGCGAAAAUGGGACUUGAACAAGAAUCCGAUGUGCUAGGAAAAUAG
This is a messenger RNA of Necator americanus (New World hookworm), 213 nucleotides long. RefSeq lists its product as uncharacterized. Lineage: Eukaryota; Metazoa; Nematoda; Chromadorea; Rhabditida; Ancylostomatidae. The coding region runs from base 1 to 213 and encodes 70 amino acids. The transcript has 2 exons. The record is from RefSeq and is a predicted model, not a curated record.